CAGGAGUUCCGCGCUUGGCUGGUAGAGCAGCGCCGCCUAGACCCGGACGCCAUUCCUCGCGAUAAGGUCAAGCGGGAGUUUGCAACCUUCGUCGAGGACUUCAAUACCGCCACGCUGCCUCACGAGAAGUACUACAAUAUGGCGCAGCAUCAGGCUCGGCAGGCUGCGAUGAGGAACGGGGAGACGGCUGUUGAGCCGCUGAAGUACGAUCCAAGGGCUGAUGAGAAGGCUCACGUCGCGCGACUCAGGGCCACACAUGUGCCCGAUGAGGCCGAUCUAACGCGAGAAGAGAUCGUCGAGCUCAGGCGGCUGGAAAGGGAGCGGGUCGAGGCGUCCAAGCGCCGUCAGCUUGGCCUGGAAAUACCCAAGAAUCUCGGCGUGCGGACCGUAGAAGUACCCAUCGAGACCUGGCAGGAUCCCAAUCUCUUCCAUUCCUAG
This is a messenger RNA of Dioszegia hungarica, 438 nucleotides long. RefSeq lists its product as uncharacterized. NCBI's taxonomy places the organism in Eukaryota, Fungi, Basidiomycota, Tremellomycetes, Tremellales, Bulleribasidiaceae. The annotation marks the transcript as partial. The record is from RefSeq and is a predicted model, not a curated record. The transcript has 2 exons.